AUCAGCUGUGUGAUAAUAAACAAACACAUGACGGAGGUUCAGCUGUAGAUUCUCAGGUUUGUGUUUGUUCAUGCACACACAUGUUAAACAUGAAUCAGCGAGUGUUAUGAAUGACGUCCAUCAGCAAAAUGCUGAAAGAAGAUCUCAUCUGUCAACACUGACGCGGAUAAAAACCUGAUGGUGCAUCAGAAACACAUCCGAGAUGUUUCUUCAGGUUGUUGCAGACCUUCAUCCUGUCAAGAUGUUGUGCAUUCUGAGCCUCCUCGCAGCCGCUUGUUUUGUGACGGGAGACAGUUCCACACAGAACCCAAAUGUUGUCAGUGUGGCCAACUUUGCCAUCGACUUUCAUAAUCGCAUGAAUAACUACCCGUAUGCCUUUAAAGUGGUGAACAUCAUCUCAGAUUCAGCUCAGAUGUACCCUCCAGCACGGGUGAAGUACACACUAGAGGUAGAAACGGCUCAGACGGUCUGCAGGAAUCAGGAGAAUGUAAAUCUGCAAGAUUGUGCUCUGCAGUCUAAUGCUGAGACUAUGAUCUGCUCCUUUGUUGUUUUCGCUGUGCCAGGAAACAACACGAUCCCUAAACGACUGCUGUCAGAUCAGUGUGUGUCUGAUGGCAGAUGGUUAGUUUGAGAAACAUAGUAAAAUGUUUUCACUGUUCCAUGCCUGCUUAAUACUGUUAUAUUUAGGCUGUUGACAUGUAUCACUAUUCCUAUAUUGUGGUAGAAUAAUGUUAUUUUUUGCACAAAAAUCUUGUUGUUUGAUCUUGAAGUGAAGAGUGGUUUCAUGUUAAAGUAAAAUAAAAAAGUAAAUAAUAAUA
This is a messenger RNA of Triplophysa dalaica, 818 nucleotides long. RefSeq lists its product as uncharacterized. The transcript is spliced from 4 exons. Gene Ontology annotation, molecular function: cysteine-type endopeptidase inhibitor activity. The record is from RefSeq and is a predicted model, not a curated record. Lineage: Eukaryota; Metazoa; Chordata; Actinopteri; Cypriniformes; Nemacheilidae. The coding region runs from base 203 to 631 and encodes 142 amino acids.